CAGCAGGCCGUGCGGCGCGGCGCUGUCGUGGCGCUGCCGGUGAACGAGGCGGGCGGAGCAGCGGCGGCCAGGCCGAGCUCCGCUCCCGCUUCUUUUGGUGCGGCCGUCCCGCUCCUCACCCUCCUCCUCCCGACCCUCUUCGGCGGCUCCGGGCACAGCCAUGCGGCGCGCGGGGCUGGGUGAUGGGGCGCCAGCUGGUAACUAUGGCUAUACUAACAGUGGGUACAGUGUAUAUGAAGAAGAAAAUGAAAGGUUAACAGAAAGUCUGCGCACCAAAGUCAGUGCAAUAAAAUCACUUUCUAUUGAGAUUGGAACAGAAGUUAAAAAUCAAAACAAAUUGUUAUCAGAAAUGGUAAUACUCUACUUCUCCCUGGUUACUCAAUGAGGGAAUUUUACUGAUUCACAGAAAAUGUUAGGGUUGACAUUCCCUUCCUGUGGUCGGUGUGACAGGUCCUCAAAGUGACGGUGUUUGCUGAAUGUCACAACAUGGGGCAGAUACGUGGCAGCUCGUCCUCCUCAAUGAAGCAGGAAACAUCGUGACUUUUACCAAUGCCUCUGACAAUGUGCCACUUGGAAGAAAAGAUCGCACUUGUGACCCAGUUUUGCAAAGUAACAUUCUUGAAAAACUUGAUAAAAACAGAAAGAAAAAUAAAAAAUAGGUAAUUCAUUUUCCAUUUAUGUUUUAAAUUUGUUUCCCUGAAAAUUUAUUUUAAAAGGUUAAAAAAAAAAAAGAGAAGGAAGGAAACACCCCACACACAUUCUAGUAUUUGGCCAUGAGGAAGAUAACUAAUAAGAUUGAAGCACAUUAUAUCUCAUGCUAUAUUUUAUACUAAAAUAUUUUAUAAAAAGAAAAACAACUCUCUAAAGUGGUAACAACAAAGAAAGAAAAAAAAGAAUUGCAGCAAACUGCCUCUGCCAAAUUUUAGGGAGCAGUCAAAGCAAGCAUGCCAGGAUCAGUCCCUCAAGUGCUUAAACGCAACCAAUGCUUUUUAUUGUCAUAUGAAUAGCCAUGAAUAGAGAAUGAGAAGAAACGUCCAUCUGAGGGCCAGAAAAGAAUGAACAUGUGCCGACCUAAAUACAAAAUUACUGAAGGCAUGCACAUAGUCUGGAAAUAUCAGAGCCUUCAGCAAAAUGCUUGUGGUUGUAAAACUAUCUGCAGGACUGAAAGCUUGCAAUGCCUGUAAAGUUGUGGUGUAACAAACCACAUUCAUCAGGCAACCGGCUCUGAUGAACACUUUUUCUCUCAUUUACCACAACUGAUUAUCUCUGAAAUUUGCAAUUUGACACAAGAGGUGGGCUUUGUCCUCACUCCCAGAGCUCUUCACCCAUUUUACAUCAGAUUGUCUGUGGAUAAAUGCAAAAUCAACUUGGGGCACAGUAAGUCCUGGUUCCCUCCUAGCAAAGACACUGUGGGAUGGAGCUCCAUCUCUCUUGGUCGCAGCAGGGACCAAAGAUUCCCUUCCCAGAUUGUUCAUCAUCAUCAUUCUGGAAAAAAGGAGAAUUGAGACCUGCUGUCCCACUUCCUGAAAGACUGUGCUGGUUGCCAGGCUGUUGUGCAAAGCUGGACAGUACCAAGCUGCUGGUGGUUUCAGACAUGAGUGAUCUCACCUGCUGGACUUUGUGUUUUGAUGCUGUCACUACUCGUCACUCUGCCUGGAACAUGACUAAUGCUGCUGGCCGCUCUGCUGCCUGGGGAAUGUCUCUGCAGCCUAGAGCUUCUCAUUGUUCUAGCUUAACCUCCAAACUGAGCAUAAAAGUGCAUAAUUAAGUCCAUACAGUCCACAUAUAUCUUGGCUACAUUUCAGAAGGCAAUCUUUCAGGCAGUGUUCUUUUUGCUUGGAGGAGAACUCCUUCUUAUUCCUUUGGUGAGGCAGUGCUUACGCUGACCAGUCAUGCAAAUGGGGAGUGGUCAAAUGCAGUUACCAAAGAUAAGAAGAGCACAAGGUGCAGAACUGUAUAAAUCAAAACAAAUCUUGACAAGAUUUCAGUGUGCAAAACGGUUCUAAGUUCUCCUAAGGUGGCACAGUAACUGCUGUUUAAUA
Messenger RNA from Lagopus muta (rock ptarmigan), 2042 nucleotides. RefSeq names its product Bet1 golgi vesicular membrane trafficking protein (gene BET1). Bases 161 to 385 code for a protein of 74 amino acids. Gene Ontology annotation, biological process: vesicle fusion with Golgi apparatus; endoplasmic reticulum to Golgi vesicle-mediated transport. The record is from RefSeq and is a predicted model, not a curated record. NCBI's taxonomy places the organism in Eukaryota, Metazoa, Chordata, Aves, Galliformes, Phasianidae. Gene Ontology annotation, molecular function: SNAP receptor activity. Gene Ontology annotation, cellular component: SNARE complex; Golgi trans cisterna. The transcript is spliced from 5 exons.